AUGAUCAUCUGAGCAAUUUGGAGGCCUGUUAGUUUGUUGUUCAUCUCUGUAGCGUCUUAUAGAGCAUUGUUCCUUCUGUCAUCUUUUCUCAUGUGCUCAGCAGUCUCCACUUCUAGAGGAAUUUUGCUUCUUAGGGGUCACAAAAUCCACAUACACCAUCAACUUCUUUGGGGCAACUUGAAAUGGAUCCACAUGAAGCUAAGGAAAUUGAGCUGCUAUCAUUAUCUUGGAACCAAGAUUAUGGGUGUUUUGCUGCUGGCACAAGCCAUGGCUUUCGAAUUUACAACACUAAGCCGUUCAAGGAAACUUUUAGAAGGGAUUUGAAAAGUGGUGGCUUCAGAAUUGUGGAAAUGCUCUUUAGAUGCAAUAUUAUGGCUCUUGUUGGCGGUGGUGUCAACUCGCAAUAUCCACCCAACAAAGUUCUAAUUUGGGAUGAUCAUCAAGGUCGUUGCAUUGGUGAACUUGCCUUCAGAUCUAAUGUUCGUGGCGUAAGAUUGAGACAAGAUCGCAUUGUAAUUGUUCUUGAACAUAAAAUAAAUGUGUAUAACUUUAGCGAUUUGAAACUUCUCCACCAAAUAGAGACAUUAGCCAAUCUAAAGGGACUUUGCUGUCUUUCACACCAUUCAAUUACUUCUGUUUUGGCAUGCCCAGGUCUACGCCAAGGACAAGUUCGAGUUGAACACUUUGGUCUAAAGAUGACAAAGUUCAUCAAUGCCCAUGAUUCACAUAUUUCUUGUUUCAGCUUGACUUUGAAUGGCUUCCUUCUUGCAACUGCAAGCGUGAAAGGGACAUUGGUGAGGAUUUUUAACACAAUGGAUGGAACACGCUUACAAGAGGUGAGAAGGGGUGCAGAUAGAGCAGAAAUAUAUAGCAUUGCUUUCUCACCAAAUGUGCAGUGGUUGGCAAUAUCUAGUGACAAGGGCACUGUGCAUAUAUUCAACCUUAGGGUUCAAGUGGUAGGAGAAGAUGCACCUAUCUUGCCUUCAGGUUCGGGGCCUGCUUUGAGACAUCAAAACUCUGGAACUUCACUUGAUGCAUUGAUAUCUCAAAAUACUGGUGCUAACCCAAGCUCUUCAUUAUCAUUUAUGAAAGGGGUUUUACCUAAAUAUUUCAAUUCCGAGUGGUCAUUUGCUCAAUUUCGCUUGGCUGAAGUUACACGAUAUUUUGCAGCAUUUGGUUCAGAAAACACCGUAAUGAUUGUUGGUAUGGAUGGCAGUUUCUACAGGUGUAGUUUUGAUCCAGUGCUUGGUGGAGAAAUGACGCAGCUAGAGUAUGUUCGAUUCCACAAAGGGAAAGUCACCAGCCAAGAUCAGCCAGCCAACUCAUGA
Messenger RNA from Dendrobium catenatum, 1328 nucleotides. RefSeq names its product autophagy-related protein 18d-like. Gene Ontology annotation, molecular function: phosphatidylinositol-3,5-bisphosphate binding; protein binding; phosphatidylinositol-3-phosphate binding. Bases 183 to 1328 code for a protein of 381 amino acids. The record is from RefSeq and is a predicted model, not a curated record. Gene Ontology annotation, biological process: protein lipidation; nucleophagy; autophagy of mitochondrion. The transcript has a single exon. Gene Ontology annotation, cellular component: cytosol; phagophore assembly site membrane; extrinsic component of membrane. Lineage: Eukaryota; Viridiplantae; Streptophyta; Magnoliopsida; Asparagales; Orchidaceae.